Messenger RNA from Labeo rohita (rohu), 3291 nucleotides. RefSeq names its product EMAP like 2 (gene eml2). The transcript has 23 exons. Gene Ontology annotation, biological process: microtubule cytoskeleton organization. NCBI's taxonomy places the organism in Eukaryota, Metazoa, Chordata, Actinopteri, Cypriniformes, Cyprinidae. The coding region runs from base 267 to 2681 and encodes 804 amino acids. Gene Ontology annotation, cellular component: mitotic spindle. The record is from RefSeq and is a predicted model, not a curated record. Gene Ontology annotation, molecular function: microtubule binding.
AUUCGUGAAUCGGAAAUUAGUUCUGAAUCUAAACAGACGAAAAUAGUGGAUACGCGAAAUGUUUGCUUAAAUGUUAUGAGGGGGAUAAUUCAAGUCGACAUACGAUCAGCGGUGAGGCUGUUGCUAUAGAAACGCAGGCAGCACAGGUUGUCGUCGGUUGUGCGGUGGAAAGGUAUUGAAGGUUCACUCGUAUGUCAGGAAAGUAGGCAGGCGGAUCUGAGGACGGGCGAUUUGAAAGAAAUAAAGGAAUUGAUCAGAAGAAGGACAUGUCGGAGCGAGUAGCUUCAUGUGGGAACCUGUAUGACUCGAACACCCUUCUGCUUCGGUAUUGCAACGAUGAUUACGUAUCAGCCGGUAGUGGGAUGGAGAUGGACGACCGUCUCUCUCACCUGGAGCAGAGGGUGCAGCUGCAGGAGGAUGAGAUUCAGUUGCUGAAGGCAGCGCUGGCGGAUGCUUUAAGAAGGCUGGGCUGCUGUGAGGAGAUCACACAGGCCAGCAACAAGAAAGGACCAACUAAAGUUCGGCAGAUACUGCAAGCUCUGCCAUCCAAACCUCUGACAAAUGGCUACGUGCAAACAAAACGCUUGAGUGGGUAUCCUUCCUCUCCCUCCUCUCCAAAAAAAGAGGUGCUGAUGUCUAUCAAAAGGAAGAGCAUGUCCACAGAACGCCUGUCCACGGUAAAGAAGGAGAUGGCAGACUCCCGCAGCAGAACCACCUCAUCCAGCAGUUCAACAUGUGGAAAGAGAGACAGCAAAACCAAAGAGUGCACCCUCAAUGCUGAUGAUGGUUACGUGAGGAUGUUCAUACGUGGACGUCCAAUCACCAUGCAUAUUCCAGACCAGCUGAGGGAAGGCUACACCCUUGACCACAAGGUGGCGCUGCCAGAACGCAAGCUAAAACUUCAGUGGGUUUAUGGCUAUAGGGGAAGAGACUGCCGUUCCAACCUCUACCUGCUGCCGACGGGAGAGAUUGUGUACUUCAAUGCCUCCGUAGUGGUGCUGUACAAUGUAGAAGAGCAACAACAAAGACACUAUCUGGGCCAUAAUGAUGAUGUCAAGUGUUUGGCCAUCCAUCCAGACAUGGUCACCAUAGCAACUGGACAAGUUGCUGGAACAUCCAAAGAUGGCAAAGCUUUGCAGCCUCAUGUCCGUGUGUGGGACUCUGUCAGUUUGAACACUCUUCAUGUGAUCGGCGCGGGUGUGUUUGACCGAGCUGUCACCUGUGUUGCCUUUUCAAAGUCGAAUGGUGGUGCUCAUUUGUGUGCGGUUGACGAUGCAAAUGACCACAUUUUGUCAGUUUGGGAUUGGCAGAAAGAAAAGCAGCUGGCAGAGGUUAAGUGUUCCAAUGAUUCAGUUCUGGGUGCUGUCUUCCACCCCAUGGAGGCUAACCUCGUUGUCACCUGCGGGAAGUCUCAUAUCAACUUUUGGACAAUGGAGGGGAGUACUCUUACAAAACGACAGGGACUGUUUGAGAAACAUGAAAAACCCAAGUAUGUACUCUGCGUCGCUUUUGCUGAGAAUGGAGAUGCAAUCACCGGAGAUUCUAGUGGAAACAUCUACAUCUGGGCAAAAGGUGGAAACCGAAUCAGCCAGGUGGUUUCGGGAGCCCAUGAGGGUGGGAUCUUCUCUCUGUGUGUGCUGAAGGAUGGAACGCUGGUGUCAGGUGGAGGAAAAGACCGCAGGGUGCUGCAGUGGGACCAUGAUUACCGCAAAAAGAGUGAGAUUGAGGUUCCCGAGGCCUAUGGGCCCGUCCGCACUCUAGCUGAAGGAAAACAGGACGAGCUGUUUGUGGGAACAACCCGAAAUGCUGUUCUGCGGGGCUCUUUCUCUGGUUCCCUCACUCCCAUUGUUCAGGGUCACACUGAUGAGUUGUGGGGCUUGGAUGUGCAUCCUAGUACUGAGCAGUUUGUAACAUGUGGUCAAGACAAGCAGGUCUAUCUCUGGGACACCACUUCCCAUCUGCCUCUGUGGAGCAAAGCCAUUGAGGACCCUGGACGUUCCGUUGGAUUUCAUCCCACUGGCACUGUGCUUGCUGUGGGCACCAUGACAGGAAGGUGGUUGGUGCUGGACGCUGACACCCGUGAUCUUGUCUCUAUGCAUACGGACGGCAAUGAAAUCAUCUCCGUUGUUAAAUAUUCUCCAGAUGGGGCGUACCUGGCUGUUGCUUCCCACGACAACUUUGUUUACAUCUACUCUGUUACAGAGAACGGCAGGAAAUACAGCCGUGUUGGCAAAUGCACUGGACACUCCAGUUUUGUCACUCAUCUCGACUGGUCCAACGACAGCCAGUUUAUUGUAACCAACUCAGGCGACUAUGAGAUCUUAUUCUGGGAAGCAUCCAGUGGGAAGCAUAUAACUAGUGCAGAUGUAGUGCGCAAUCUGGAAUGGGCCACUUCCACCUGUGUGUUGGGUUUCAAUGUGUUUGGAAUCUGGCCUGAGGGAGCUGAUGGCACAGACAUUAAUGCUGUAUGCAGGUCACAUGACAAUAACCUUCUUGCCUCAGCUGAUGAUUUUGGCAAAGUGCACUUGUUCUCUAAUCCCUGUUCCCAGCCAAGGGCCGCCAGCCAUAUCUAUGGUGGGCAUAGCAGCCAUGUGACCAACGUUGCCUUUCUCCAUGACGACAGUCAUCUUAUUUCUACUGGUGGGAAGGACACCAGCAUUCUUCAAUGGGUGCUCGCUUAGUCCCAUGUGAGGCGACCUGCUGCAACCUCACUGUAGACUCCUGCCCACUAGAGGGCAGCACUGCUGUGCCUAAUUUCAUUCUCUGCUGUCCCAUUUGCCUGUAUUGUGUACUAUGUUAUUAGGUUUUCCAUUACGUGCUGGUACGGAGUCGGUUUCUCUUGUCCAGAUGUAAUUACCGUGAUUGUUUGAGGGUAGAGGUUGAGCUUAAAUCAGUGGCGAACUCUAGUUGAAAGUGAAUUGCUGAACACUUUGUUGAAUCACCACCAGAAGGAGCUCUGGUGCAGGAGAAGAAGCAUGUUGUCUACUGUUGACACUAUUUAAGCCUAUUUAAAGAGUUUAGCUGCUAUUUGUGUUGCGGAAGCCCAUAGAAAUAUAUAAUGCUGUCUCUUAGUGGAGGUUGUAUUUUAAUAUUGGAAGUACAUAAUAAGCCAAGUGCCAGGCUUUUGAUGCAUAUCUAGGGGUGAACUUAAGCUGUGCUUUGCCUUUUAUUUGUUAAUAAAGUUUCUCAUAUAGCAAUGAAUGUCCUUGUAAUCCCUGAAGGGUUGAUCUAACGACACAUAUAAGCUGAUUUCAUAAUGUAUAUGUAUAAUUAAACAUUAUAUCAUUUUAA